GUCUAUUUCGGCGCAUAAUAUUCCUCCCGGUGCGGAGGGACGCUCAGUUUCGCGCGGGCAGGUGUGCGCUCCACCGAUGCGGCGCCCCUAGCACCAUGGAGCGCCGUCGCGCGCGCCUCGACCUCGCCGACCCCAUGACCAAGACGGUGCGCCGCCGCGAUAAGCCGCGCGAGCGAUGGCUGCUCACGCGCAAGACGUGGCGCUACAUGGCCGACGCCGGCCGCCGGCUCGUGCCCGACGGCGCCGGCGGCCGCACCGACGACGUACCGCGCCUCGAGGCCUACUUUCAGGAAGUGUGCGCCCGCGAGCCGCGCUUCCUGCUGCUGCGCAAAAGCUCCUACCCUGGCGUGCUGCCCAAGCCGCGCCGCAAGAAGCGGGCGCGCGGCGGCUCCGUGCGCGCGCGCUCUCCCUCAGACGACGCGCCGCCGCCACCCGCACGGCCCACCGACCUGUACAUUCCGCACACGUCUGGUGGCCGCUUCGACAUAGCCAAGCUCCGCCGGGAGUUCUUCGCGCCACAGCCGCCGCCCUCGCCCUCCGCCUGCCCGCCGGCCGGGGCCACGUUCAACAGUGCGUUCAGGAACGCGUUUCCCCGACCGGCGCCCGCGGAAGACGCCGACGGAGCGCUGGUUGAUUUACUUCGCAAGUACCUGAAAUUAGAGGACGACAAGGGCCCGGCUCCUCGACUCCCCGAGUCCGAGGAGCUCCUGAACGCCUUACGGAAUUAUCUGAAAAGGCAGUCGGAGCGCGGUCCCUUGGACUCCGACGGGGACCCGGCGCAGAGGAUACUGCGCGAGAACCUCGGUAGAUACUACCAGCGGUCCGCCACUAGAGACAAUACAGUGCAAGAUUUGUUAAGCGAUAGGAAUUUGUUGAAAAAACUGUAUAAUGAUCUCCGUAAAACAAAGCCGUAUCGCGGCGGUCGAGGCGGCGCCGGCGCCGGCGCCGGUCCAAGUGGCUUCGGGUUCUCCGUUGGGUUCAGUGGGACUAAUUCUCGGAGCGUGUUUCGCGGUCGACACGUCGGUGUCUCAAAGUUUAACGAUGAGGACUAUUCGCAGUCGCCGCCGAUGUCGCCACCGCCUCUCAUUGAGGUGCUGUGUGAGUCGCUGGAGGAGCGGCUGGUGGACGCGGGCACGCAAACGGCUCCAAUCCGCGAAGAGGUGCUGCUGGAGAUUGAACGCGCUUACAAGGAGAAGCUUGAAGCUGCUACGACCCCGACCAGCCCUACAAGUCCGCCAGCCGAGAGGCGGCCGCGGCGCCGCUCGAGCGUCGACCACGACGACGUCUCCCAGUCGGUCAGUGACACAAUCAAGCGAUACCUGAGGAUGGCUCGCAAAAAGAGUGUAGACUCCGAUAAGGCUGAUCGCUUUAAGCGUAUAAACUAUGACAAGAAUCUCCGGAACAUUAAGCCACGCCCCCCAGGCGAAGUGGACGACGACGGGCCUCACAAGGGCUGCCAGACAGAUGAGGGCUGGAUACUGACGUACCGGGAGCUUCAGUUUGCAUCAGUGGCGUCGACACCGUCGUCGCCGCCGUCCCCGUCUCAGUCGCACUCGUUUCUGUCAACGCUGCUCGGUCGCAGCACCGUAGGGGCCCCGCUGACCUCGCCCGUGCCCGCAGGUGGCAUGCAGAAGUCGCGGUCCUCGAGCAGCGUGGUGCAGAGCGUGAGCAAGCGGCUGUGGCGCACGCGCAGCCGCUCAUCCAGUCGCGUGGCCGCCGCCUGGACUCCUCAGGGCAGUUGUUGCUGGGCAGACGGCAGCGGGCGCGCCGUGCGGCUGUCCGACACGUCGCUGCUGACGCUCAGCGAGGUGGAGCGGCGGGCGCUUCAGCAGGCAGCGCUGGCGAGGCUUCAGCAGUUCAACCUGGGCACUCCUAUCAAAAUACCGGAGGAUAACACGGCACCAGUUGCUACCAAACCGAAGAGAAGAGCGUACUUGCUGAAGAGGAAGGCGUUGACCACGGGUUUCUUUGACCAGAGCCGGACCAAGGAUGGAGAUAAGGAGAAAGAACCCAUGGGCAACGUGUUCGGCGUGCCCCUGACACAGUGCGUGGAGACCGAACGUGCCCUGCGCCGUCACGGAGGCUCCAGGGCCUCACUGGCGUCGCUCAGCACGCUGGAGAAGGGAGAUGAUAGUGAAUCCUGCGACUCUGGUGAAUGGGGUUGGUCGGGAUUGGAAGAAGGUGGUGGUGGGCCAAAAGUGCCGGCCAUAGUAUCUGCUUGCCUCGCUCAUCUGAGAAGACACGCUCUUCACACUGUGGGCCUCUUCAGAGUGUCGUCCUCUAAAAAGAGGGUUAGACAGCUUCGUGAAGAGUGGGAGAGGGGACAAGAAACGGCGUUGGACGCCGCUGUAAGCCCACACGACGUUGCAGCCCUAUUAAAAGAAUUCCUGAGGGAUCUACCCGAUCCUUUACUGUGCAAAGAUCUCUACCCUGCUUUUCUACAAACACAAAAAAUCCGCAACCGCCACCUGCAGUGGGAGACGUUGCGGCUGAUCGUGCAACUGCUGCCAGCAGCACAUCGCGACACGUUGGGCGCGCUGCUGGCCUUCCUGGCGCAGCUGGCGGGCAACGCGGACGACGACCGCGAGCCCGGCAACAAGAUGACUGCCGCCAACCUGGCCACCAUCUUCGCGCCCAAUAUUCUACACCGGAACAAUCCCAAUGACCCCGCCAGUGCCGAACAACUGCUCUCGGAAAGAACAGACGUUAUUAACGUGGUGCGGCAACUGGUGGAGCGGCACACGGAACUGUGGACGCUGCCCGCUGACCUGUUGCAUGAAGCAUACAUACACCUCGCGCAUUCUGCGCCUACGCACCUCGACUCGCUACUAUUGAGGAGGGCAGAAUGUGCAGCGGAAGCCAACGCAAACGUAGAGGGUGCAAAGCGGCUCUGGUCUCGCGAGAGCUUUCUUCACGCAGCCGCGAACACAGCAACGCUUGCUACCUCACCUAAUGCUAGGGGGGAGAGAUCAAGCCGGCCACGCGCCGCCUCUGAUACAUCCUCUGCAUCUUUCUCUUCUACCAUCACGCUUCUCACCAGCAGAGUACGCAGUAGUGAAGAGCGCGGCAGUAGCGGCAUUGUCAGUUCACCGCCACGGGACUCGGCGCCAGACUCCAACGACUCUGCCAGUGACUACAAUGAAACUGGCAAUGUGUCAGAGGAUGACUGCGUGAUCACCGCUUCCCUUCAUAUCCCGGCCAUCAGGCCGCGGCGGCGCUCCACCUCGGGUUCCUCCUCGUCUGCGAAGAGGGAUUCUGCCGUGGGGUCCUCGGCCGCAUCCCCCUCGCCUGCGUCCAGCGCAUCGCCCUCCGCGAGUCCACCUCCGCGGCCAGAGCGACCGGAGCGGCGGCACGCUGAUAUCGAGAGGCUCGUGGCGUUUGGAAGAGAACGAAACACUUCCGACGCCCGAGCCGUCGUCGUGAAGCAACAUGAUGAAACCACUGUCACACGCACACGUGUGUCUUCCAGACAAGAACAAACAGUUAGAAGAGAAGAAAUACAUAACAUUAGGAAAGAGGACAAUCCUCGGAGAGAAGACCACAAUAUCAGAAGAGAUGAUCCAAUUACAAGAAGAAUUGAAAACGCUUUCAACAAAAGAGAUGACCAUAGCACGAGAAUAGAACAAAACAUUAGGAUGAAUGAUCAUAAUGUUAGGAGAGACGAUCAAAAUAUUAGGAGAGAAGAUCAAACAGUCAGGAGAGAAGAGAGGAGAGAAGGAACCAUGCUGUACAAAAGGGGCGAGCUCAUAUCAAGCGCUCAGACCCGCCCAACAUGACACAUUGUAUACAUACACGCUUUUAUACAUAAACGUCUAUUUAUCA
Molecule: messenger RNA, 3822 nt
Organism: Pararge aegeria (speckled wood butterfly)
Lineage: Eukaryota; Metazoa; Arthropoda; Insecta; Lepidoptera; Nymphalidae
Gene: RhoGAP102A
Exons: 13
Coding region: 96-3776 (1226 amino acids)
Biological process (GO): signal transduction
Source: RefSeq, a predicted model, not a curated record